GCUCAGGGGCACAGCGUUCCAGGAAUGUUGGACGGAGGGGCAGUGAGCGCCCCGCUGCCGGGCCGCUAUGGCUGCGCCCCGCUGUCAGAGCGAGCGGCGCCCCAGGACUGGCUGGCGCGGCACCCCGCGGGCGCCGAGGCCGCGCACGCGGCAGCCAUCCAGGCGGUCCUCGCAAAGAGGGACAAGGAGUAUAGUUGGGGCAUCAUCAACGCUAUCGACUACUAUAUCCUUGAGCCGAUAUUGAACGGCAUCUACUUUGUGGAGGAGGCGAUCGACGAGGCCGCCGAAGGCCCCGACGUUCUCCGCCGGCCAUGCCGGGGCGUCUCUCCUUUGGCGGCGCCAGGGGUGGGGGCACCCCCUCCGUCAGAGCAGAAACGAACGUGCCCUUGA
Messenger RNA from Prorocentrum cordatum, 390 nucleotides. The record is from the annotation of a GenBank genome assembly. Lineage: Eukaryota; Dinophyceae; Prorocentrales; Prorocentraceae.